ACCGCUGCAGGGUCGCCGACGUCUCCGGGUUUCCUCUUAGAGCCACUCUUGCUCUCAGUCCAGUACGGUGGCCGACGGGAGACAGACUCUGGGGAUGAAUGAAGGUUCUGGGGCAGGUCGAAAAAGUCUCCUCCGCCUUUCCUUCUCUCCAGAUUCUGUUCUGUCUUUGUGGGGUGUCUACCCAUCCUGCCCCCAUUUUAUCGACGACCCGGUUGGUCCCACCAUCUGAGUUCUUGGUGCCCGAACCGACUUGGGGCACAGGCAGGGUUUGGGGAUCCGGAUGAUCGCCUAGGCCCAACUUCGGACCGCGUUCUCGAUUUCUGCCGCGUCCCGUCUCUAAGACGCGGAAUCCCAGUGGGGUCCCGUGAGGCUGCAGGGUAGAGCUUAAGGAUCAGCAGUGACAAUGACUGAGUGUACAAGCCUUCAGUUUGUUAGCCCUUUUGCCUUUGAAGCAAUGCAGAAAGUGGAUGUUGUUCGCCUGGCAUCUUUAAGUGAUCCAGAGCUGAGACUUCUUUUGCCCUGUUUGGUGCGGAUGGCACUUUGUGCUCCAGCUGAUCAGAGCCAAAGCUGGGCUCAGGAUAAAAAACUUAUCCUUCGCCUUCUUUCUGGAGUGGAAGCUGUCAACUCUAUUGUUGCAUUGUUGUCUGUGGACUUUCAUGCUUUAGAACAAGAUGCCAGUAAAGAGCAGCAGCUCAGGCAUAAACUUGGAGGAGGCAGUGGAGAAAGCAUCCUGGUGUCACAGCUUCAGCAUGGACUGACAUUAGAAUUUGAACACAGUGAUUCACCUCGUCGAUUGCGUCUUGUGCUUAGUGAACUAUUAGCAAUUAUGAACAAGGUUUCUGAAUCCAAUGGAGAAUUUUUUUUCAAGUCUUCUGAGCUCUUUGAGAGUCCAGUUUACUUGGAGGAAGCUGCAGAUGUACUUUGUAUUUUACAAGCAGAGCUCCCUUCCUUGCUUCCUAUAGUUGAUGUAGCUGAAGCCUUGCUACAUGUUAGAAAUGGCGCCUGGUUCUUGUGUCUCUUGGUGGCUAAUGUUCCUGAUAGUUUUAAUGAAGUUUGUAGAGGCCUGAUCAAAAAUGGAGAACGACAAGAUGAAGAAAGUCUCGGAGGAAGGCGCAGGACAGAUGCUCUACGCUUCUUAUGUAAAAUGAAUCCUUCUCAGGCCCUCAAGGUCCGAGGCAUGGUGGUGGAAGAAUGUCACUUGCCAGGCCUUGGAGUGGCAUUGACAUUGGAUCAUACUAAAAAUGAAGCUUGUGAAGAUGGAGUGAGUGACUUGGUUUGUUUUGUUAGUGGUUUGCUGCUUGGAACAAAUGCAAAAGUCCGGACUUGGUUUGGAACUUUUAUCCGAAACGGACAGCAGAGAAAAAGAGAGACCAGCAGUUCUGUUCUUUGGCAGAUGAGAAGGCAGCUUCUUUUGGAGCUGAUGGGCAUUCUUCCCACAGUAAGAAGCACCCGCAUUGUAGAAGAAGCUGAUGUGGAGAUGGAGCCCAAUGUGUCCGUGUACUCGGGGCUGAAAGAAGAGCAUGUUGUGAAAGCCAGUGCACUCUUACGUCUCUAUUGUGCUUUGAUGGGGAUCGCUGGACUCAAACCAACUGAAGAAGAAGCUGAACAGUUACUGCAGUUGAUGACAAGUCGUCCUCCUGCUACACCAGCUGGGGUUCGCUUUGUUUCACUUUCCUUUUGUAUGCUACUGGCCUUUUCUACACUUGUCAGCACGCCUGAACAGGAGCAGCUCAUGGUUGUAUGGCUAAGUUGGAUGAUAAAGGAAGAAGCUUACUUUGAGAGCACUUCGGGUGUCUCUGCUUCUUUUGGGGAGAUGUUAUUAUUGGUGGCUAUGUACUUCCAUAGCAACCAGCUGAGUGCUAUCAUUGACUUGGUCUGCUCCACUUUGGGAAUGAAGAUUGUAAUUAAGCCAAGUUCCUUGAGCAGGAUGAAGACUAUCUUCACACAAGAAAUUUUUACUGAGCAGACAUGCACAUAUAUGCUCCCAUGUACCAGAUGGUCACACAAAGGAUGCAGGAGAAUCACGUCACUUUUUAUGUCAUUAAAUUUGAAGCAACUGGAACACAACUCUGGGAGAGUCUUUGAAAGACAAGUAGAAGUUGUCACAGCUCAUGCAGUUCGGGUCCCUGUCACCAGCAACCUGAGUGCCAACAUUACUGGGUUUUUGCCUAUUCAUUGUAUUUACCAGCUUCUCAGGAGUCGUUCCUUUACCAAGCACAAAGUGUCAAUAAAAGAUUGGAUUUAUCGACAGCUGUGUGAAACCUCUACUCCACUCCAUCCUCAGUUACUUCCUCUGAUUGAUGUGUAUAUAAAUUCUGUACUUACCCCUGCAUCUAAAUCUAACCCAGAAGCCACAAAUCAGCCAGUCACAGAACAGGAGAUCCUCAAUAUUUUCCAAGAAGUCAUUGGGGGUGACAGCGUCCACCUUAACCAGCAUUUCAGCAUCACAGCGCAGCUUUUGGUGCUCUACUACAUCCUGUCUUAUGAGGAGGCUCUUCUGGCAAACACAAAGACCUUAGCUGCCAUGCAAAGAAAACCCAAAUCAUAUUCUUCUUCUUUAAUGGAUCAGAUUCCUAUCAAAUUCCUCAUUCGACAGGCUCAAGGGCUACAACAGGAGUUGGGAGGGUUGCAUUCAGCUUUACUACGUCUCCUUGCAACUAACUACCCACAUCUGUGUAUUGUGGACGACUGGAUCUGUGAAGAAGAAAUCACAGGGACUGAUACCCUGUUAAGGCGAAUGCUCCUGACUAAUAAUGCCAAAAUCCACUCUCCUAAACAACUACAAGAAGCAUUUUCAGCCAUCCCAGUAAAUCACACACAAGUGAUGCAGAUUAUAGAACACUUGACUCUACUCUCUGCCAGUGAACUUAUACCAUACGCAGAAGUAUUAACAUCCAAUAUGAGCCAGCUGUUGAAUUCAGGGGUUCCACGGAGGAUUCUUCAAACAGUCAAUAAGUUAUGGAUGGUUCUUAAUACUGUGAUGCCUAGAAGGCUGUGGGUAAUGACAGUUAAUGCACUUCAACCUUCCAUAAAGUUUGUACGACAACAAAAGUAUACACAGAAUGACCUGAUGAUAGAUCCCCUCAUUGUCCUGCGGUGUGAUCAGAGGGUUUACAGAUGUCCCGCGCUGAUGGAUAUUACACUACACAUGUUGAAUGGAUAUCUUCUUGCAUCUAAAGCUUACCUUAGUGCUCAUCUGAAGGAAACAGCAGAGCAAGACAGGCCUUCCCAGAAUAAUACAAUAGGUUUAGCUGGACAAAAUGAUGCCCCAGAAGUUACCAGAGAAGAACUGAAAAAUGCAUUACUGGCUGCUCAGGAUAGUGCAGCUGUUCAGAUUCUCUUAGAGAUUUGUUUACCCACUGAAGAGGAGAAAGCAAAGGGUGUCAAUCCAGACAGCUUGCUAAGAAAUGUUCAGAGUGUUAUCACGGGCAGCUCUCCGAGUAAGGAAACAGAGGAAGGGGAAGACAAUCUGCUUUGUAACCUUCGGGAAGUUCAGUGCCUUAUCUGUUGUCUGUUGCACCAAAUGUACAUUGCAGAUCCCAACAUUGCUAAACUUGUUCACUUUCAGGGUUAUCCAUGUGAACUCUUGCCUCUGACAGUUGCAGGUAUUCCAUCUAUGCAUAUCUGUUUGGAUUUUAUACCUGAGCUUAUUGCACAGCCAGAACUUGAAAAACAGAUAUUUGCUAUCCAGUUGCUUUCUCACUUGUGUAUCCAGUAUGCAUUACCAAAAUCACUUAGUGUGGCUCGCUUAGCUGUCAAUGUCAUGGGAACUUUGCUAACAGUUUUAACACAGGCUAAGCGGUAUGCUUUCUUCAUGCCAACUCUUCCAAGUUUGGUCUCCUUUUGUCGAGCAUUUCCUCCACUGUAUGAGGAUAUUAUGUCUUUACUGAUUCAAGUAGGACAAGUUUGUGCCUCUGAUGUUGCCACUCAGACAAGAGACAUUGAUCCAAUUAUUACACGUCUUCAACAAAUAAAGGAGAAACCAAGUGGAUGGUCACGAAUCUGUAAAGAUCCACCUAAUAAAAAUGGAUCCAGGGACACUACAAGCAUGGAUCCUGACGUACAGCUCUGCCACUGUAUUGAAAGCACAAUAAUUGAGAUAAUAAAUAUGAGUGUUAGUGGAAUUUAAAAAAUUUUUUGAAUCAAAAAAGUGAAGCUGUUUGCUGCAUAUACCCAACAUGAAUCUGCAUCUGAUAGCAACUCCAAAAUGAACUGGAAUAGUAAGGUCUUGGAAUUGCUGAAAUGACUCAAUUCAACACGAGUACAAUUUAGAAUCUGAGAAUCAUGCUUGCUUGUAUUUGGUUCUUUUUUUUUUUUGGAACCUGGAAUUGAACUUGGGUCCUUCCACUUGUGAGGCAGGCAGUGGAACCACUGAGCUAAAUCCCCAGCCCCAUUUUUUUUUUUGGAACCGGGGAUCGAACUCAGGUCCUUGUACUUGCACAGCAGGCGACGAAACCACUG
Heterocephalus glaber (naked mole-rat) is the source of this 4461-nucleotide messenger RNA. RefSeq names its product integrator complex subunit 2 (gene Ints2). Gene Ontology annotation, biological process: snRNA 3'-end processing. NCBI's taxonomy places the organism in Eukaryota, Metazoa, Chordata, Mammalia, Rodentia, Bathyergidae. Gene Ontology annotation, cellular component: integrator complex. The record is from RefSeq and is a predicted model, not a curated record.